AUGGUAACUCCAAAUGAGACAAUCUACUCGAACUUUGAAGAUAUACCGAAUUACUACCUGAAUCCGGGUACGACAUGGAUGUUCGCGUUGAUUUUCGUGGAAUUCCUGUUAUUGGACGAAGAAAAAUACGCUCUCAACGAUACAAUCACGUCGAUAAAUUGCGGAAUGCUGCACCUUCUCCCUAAGUGGGCUUAUUCUAAUUGGGUGGCACCUGAUAUCUCAGUUUUCGUCUAUCCGUUGAUAUACGAGCGUCUGCAUAUCGUGAAUUUGCCAAAAGACUCGGCUCUCACAUGGAUAUUGUGUUUUUUCACUCAAGAUCUCAUCUACUACCUCCUUCAUCGAGCUGUACAUGGUAAGCAUGAUCUGUACCAGAUAAAGAAAAUUGAAAUUCGAUAG
This is a messenger RNA of Cooperia oncophora, 396 nucleotides long. The record is from the annotation of a GenBank genome assembly. NCBI's taxonomy places the organism in Eukaryota, Metazoa, Nematoda, Chromadorea, Rhabditida, Trichostrongylidae.